Molecule: messenger RNA, 4993 nt
Organism: Hippocampus comes (tiger tail seahorse)
Lineage: Eukaryota; Metazoa; Chordata; Actinopteri; Syngnathiformes; Syngnathidae
Gene: nrde2
Product: NRDE-2, necessary for RNA interference, domain containing
Exons: 24
Coding region: 68-4741 (1557 amino acids)
Biological process (GO): regulatory ncRNA-mediated heterochromatin formation; RNA processing; negative regulation of RNA catabolic process
Cellular component (GO): catalytic step 2 spliceosome
Molecular function (GO): protein binding
Source: RefSeq, a predicted model, not a curated record
GUUUUUGCGCGUCAUAGUACGUCAUUUUCUAGCGACUGUAUGUUUCCCAUCAACACAGACCAAAAAUAUGGCACUGUUUCCAGCCUUUGCAGGAGUUACCAGCGACAAGGUUGAUGAUUCACCCAAUGAACUGAAAUGGCUAAACAAUAAGAGUUUUCAGACCAGUGAUGCCCUGUCUCUUCAUAGUCGCUUCUUGGAGACGAAAAAUGAGGGGCUACACAAAGACUUGAGUUUAGACAGGAAAGAUGAAGACACUGUGCCAUCGAAGAAGAAAAAGAAGCAUGAAAAGCAUGGGAAAAAAAGAAAAAAACACAAAGAAAAAGUUAAAAGGUCAACAGAAAGCAGUGGAUCGGACUCUGAACCAAUCUUCCCAAGUGAUCUCAAGCGGAAACAAGAAACAGACCGUCCGCAGGCUGCUGCAAUUCCAAGUUCUUUCUCAUGGUUGGAUGACAUUCCGUCGCCCACAGCACAGCCAUUCUGUGUGGAUUCUAAAUCUGAUGCGUCCAACUGGACGUACAAGUCUCUGUACAGAGGAGAUGUAGCAAGGUAUAAGAGGAAAGGUAUUUCAUCACUGGGUCUGGAUCCUCGCAGACAAGAAAUACGCUGGGAGGACACGAAAAAGAAACAUAAAGGGGGCGACAAGAAGAAAGGAACAGACAGAUAUUUUUUUCCAGCGUGUCGUCUGCUGCUCAGGUCUCAGCCACCUCUCCAGACCUUACCAAGAGUUUGUGAAAGCAGUGAUGUCACCAACUCCAACCCUUUUCUCCCACUGGAAGACACUGUGGGGGAGAGAGAUGGACAGCCAGGUGGCAGAGCGCAGAUCUCAUCAGUGAAUCCGCUUGGCGUGUACGACUCCACCACUGCCCUCUGGCUGCAGGGGAAGGGAAAGCAGGACCCGACAGAUCAUCACGACAAUCACAACUCGGAGACAGGACAAGAAGCUCAACUUUUGACCGGUCAGACUGAAGAGUUCAACAGGAAAUUGAGAGAGCAACCCGAGGACACCCAGCUCUGGCUGAAAUUCAUUAGAUAUCAAGAUGAGUUGAGUGCCGCAGUAUUCGGAGGUGAGGAAGAGCAACAGGGCAAAGAGUUAUUGGAGCGUCGCAAGUCUUCUUAUAAAGCCGUGCUGGAGAAAAAGCUCAGCAUUGCCGAGCGUGCCGUGGCAACUAACCCCGGCUGUGUGGCUCUGCAGCGGGAGAGGCUCAGGAUCUGCCAAGAGCUUUGGGAACCAUCAGCUCUGGCUAAAGAGUGGAAGAAACUGGUCUUUCUCCACCCAAAUAGUGGCCCUCUGUGGAGGGAGUAUCUUCUUUUCACCCAGAGCUACUUCAGCAACUUCAGUGUGUCAAAAGUGAACUCUGCUUAUGGGAAGUGUCUCAGCAUGCUUAGUGCUGUCCGGGAUGGCAGCAUGGUGUCCCACCCAGCCCUGCCAGGGAUUGAAGAGGAUAUGCUAGAUAUCUUCACCAAGCAGUGUCAUUUCCUCCGUCAGUCCGGACACUCAGAGAAGGCACUCUCUCUCUUUCAAGCGAUGAUUGACUUUACGUUCUUCAAGCCUGACAGUGUACGACAACUUUCCACCAAACAACAGGUAAACGCACAAAUAAAGCACAUUGUACAUCAACCUAUGAGGAAUUAUAUACUGGAAGACGAGGAGGAGGAGGAGGAAGAGGAGGAGGUGAAGGACCGCAGCCAGCCACGGUGGACCGUGUGGCUGGAUGUAGAGUCAUCUCGCGAAGCUGCGCAUUGGUUGCCUUGGAGACCUGAAAAAGCCAAGGGCCAAUCAGAAGAUGACUGUGAGGACCCAGAGAGACAGGUGCUGUUCGAUGACAUCGGCCCUUCUCUCAUUUGCCUGUCCUCGCCAGAGCUUCAGCUCCGCUUCCUCCUCCAUUUCCUGUCAUUUCUCGGGCUUCCAGUGGACACUGUGCUAUCUGCUGGCUUGUGUCAUCCUGGACUGCUCUUGGAGGACCUUUCUCUGCUCACUCAGGGUAGCGACUCCCGACGAGCUCUGACUUCCCACAACCUGCCACGCCCCGGGAUGAACUCUGUGGGUCACAUGACCACACUCCAAGGAACCAGGAAAUGGGUAGGACUUGGAAAGCAGGGCGAGAAGUUUGUCAACGCGAUGUUCAAUAUGCUCCAGCCUGUUCUUCCGUCUGAACAACGAGCUGUCCUGUCGCUCAGCCGGAUGCAGUAUGAGAAACUCAAGGUGUUUCGUUGCCUGCACGGCAACAAAAAACGUUUACGCUCUCAGAGCAAAAUCAGCAAGCGGAUUGCCAAAUCACUGCUCAAAGAAGCCGAAAACCGCUCAUCCUUGGCAAUGUGGCGAGAAUUCGCCUUAGGUCCCGAGGUAACAAGUAGCGACUCCCGACGAGCUCUGACUUCCCACAACCUGCCACGCCCCGGGAUGAACUCUGUGGGUCACAUGACCACACUCCAAGGAACCAGGAAAUGGGUAGGACUUGGAAAGCAGGGCGAGAAGUUUGUCAACGCGAUGUUCAAUAUGCUCCAACCUGUUCUUCCAUCUGAACAACGAGCUGUCCUGUCGCUCAGCCGGAUGCAGUAUGAGAAACUCAAGGUGUUUCGUUGCCUGCACGGCAACAAAAAACGUUUACGCUCUCAGAGCAAAAUCAGCAAGCGGAUUGCCAAAUCACUGCUCAAAGAAGCCGAAAACCGCUCAUCCUUGGCAAUGUGGCGAGAAUUCGCCCAAUUAGAGUGGAUGCUCGGUAACGUCGAAGAGGCUCGGAAAGUGUUUUCUGCAGCCACGGCAUUGGGUGGGGCCAAGGGGCUGUGUCACCCCUCCCUUUGUGAGCUUUGUCUGCUGUGGGCUCAACUCGAGGUGGAGGAUGGAGAAAGUGGGCCAGGAGGGGUUCCCACCGACAGAGGUGCAUCUACCGCCGUUUGUGUGCUCACCACACUGACAGAGGGGCACGCCUUGUCGCCUUCUUCGUUAUCACAGCCCGUCUCCCCGGUUGCCAUCCUGAAGGCCAGGAGGUCUUACGAACAAGCUCUGACUGCCGCUUUGUCUGCAUUAAAUCAAGAUCUCUGCAAUCCUCAAGCCGACAAAAAAAGUCACGUGGAUGUCCGAGAAGAGAAGCUGAGAUUGAAAGGGCUGCUAGGCUGCUACGCUUUGUUCCAGUACCUCACCAUGGGGAUCAAGGCGGCAAGCGCAGUCUACAGCCAGGCCAGAGAGCGGAUGGACGAACUCCACCGCACAAUAACGUCUGACCAGAACUCUCGCGCUGAUGCCGACCACUCUGGCAGCAACCUGUUAGUUAGCAGGUUCGCUUACGAGUGUGAGACGGUGGCGGUGCAGCAGGCGUCGUUGCUCAAGUACCACAUGAGCGUCAGUGCAUUUCCACUGGCGACACUGAGAGACACACUCACCUCUGCCAUUUCGAGAUGGCCAAGCAGUGGCCCCCUCUGGAGCAUCUAUGUACAGGUGGAGAACCGUUACCAUAGUGCUGGCCGAGCACGUUGCUUUUUUCACUCCGUAACAAGGGACAACGAUAGUGUUGUGCCACGGCUCUUUGCUAUUGUUGCUGAACAACAAAGGAAGCAACUGGUGGACGCAGCACAGAGAUCCUGCGACAAAAGCGCGGCCUUGAGUGUCCUGCCAGAGAACGGUCUCAGCAACCGUAUCCGUGGACUGUUCGAAAGCGCCGUCGGAUCCGAGAUGGGCGUCCACUGUCCCUUACUUUGGAGGAUGUACAUUCACUACCUGGUGCUGUUCGAUGACAUCGGCCCUUCUCUCAUUUGCCUGUCCUCGCCAGAGCUUCAGCUCCGCUUCCUCCUCCAUUUCCUGUCAUUUCUCGGGCUUCCAGUGGACACUGUGCUAUCUGCUGGCUUGUGUCAUCCUGGCCUGCUCUUGGAGGACCUUUCUCUGCUCACUCAGGGUCGCGUGGAUGUCCGAGAAGAGAAGCUGGGAUUGAAAGGGCUGCUAGGCUGCUACGCUCUGUUCCAGUACCUCACCAUGGGGAUCAAGGCGGCAAGCGCAGUCUACAGCCAGGCCAGAGAGCGGAUGGACGAACUCCACCGCACAAUAACGUCUGACCAGAACUCUCGCGCUGAUGCCGACCACUCUGGCAGCAACCUGUUAGUUAGCAGGUUCGCUUACGAGUGUGAGACGGUGGCGGUGCAGCAGGCGUCAUUGCUCAAGUACCACAUGAGCGUCAGUGCAUUUCCACUGGCGACACUGAGAGACACACUCACCUCUGCCAUUUCGAGAUGGCCAAGCAGUGGCCCCCUCUGGAGCAUCUAUGUACAGGUGGAGAACCGUUACCAUAGUGCUGGCCGAGCACGUUGCUUUUUUCACUCCGUAACAAGGGACAACGAUAGUGUUGUGCCACGGCUCUUUGCUAUUGUUGCUGAACAACAAAGGAAGCAACUGGUGGACGCAGCACAGAGAUCCUGCGACAAAAGCGCGGCCUUGAGUGUCCUGCCAGAGAACGGUCUCAGCAACCGUAUCCGUGGACUGUUCGAAAGCGCCGUCGGAUCCGAGAUGGGCGUCCACUGUCCCUUACUUUGGAGGAUGUACAUUCACUACCUGGUGUCGGAAGGUAAGAUGGAUAACGCCAAGGGGCUCUUCUACAAAGCCUUGCAGAAUAUUCCCUGGGUGAAGGGCUUGUACAUGGAUGCAGUGCAGCUAUUUCCUGAGCACAUCCAGGAGUUUGUUGACCUGAUGACAGAGAAAGAGCUGCGAGUUCGGUUGCCGUUAGAAGAACUCGACAUACUGCUGGAAGACUGAAACAAACUCCCCCGCCAAAACUAUCAUUGGAUAGUCCAGCAGGAGAAAGACGUUGCAUUGAUUUCGCCAGAUGAAUGUGGAAUGCUAGUCUCUACCUGGACUUGAGAGGAGUAAACUAAAUUAAAACAAAACAAAACAUUUUAGCUGUUUUUUUUUUAGUUGAUAUUUUCAAUAAAUAUCAUUUUGUUUAUAAUUUGUAUAUGAAGUUUUGAUGUUUGAAUUGAUUAAUUAAAGUGUGAUUUUGUUUCUGAA